AUGCGCCCAACAGCGAGUUACAAGCAUCGUCGUACGGACGUAACUAUUCGUGCCAUCAUGCCUUCUCUCAAAAGCACGGUGCUCGUCGUCUUGAGCGCGACAGCCAACCUUGUUGCCGCUUGGCCCACCGUGCCCAAGUAUGCCCAGCUUGUCAACCGCGCCGACCAAGUGUCCGAUGAGUACGACUACGUGAUUGUCGGUGGUGGUACCUCUGGUCUCACUGUGGGUGACCGCCUGACCGAGAACGGCAAGUACACUGUCCUCGUUAUCGAGGAAGGCGAGUUUCACGAUGUCACCGGCUUCGAUUUCUCGCGCAUGUAUAACAUCACCUCGCUACCCAGCCCUGCCCUGAACGACCGAAGCUUCUUCGUCGGCAUUGGUAAGGGUGUUGGUGGCAGCUCCCUCGUCAACGGCCAGGUAUGGCUGAGGGGCACGAUCCCCGAGUAUGACGCGUGGAGGACGCUUGGAGGCUCCAAGGCCAAGGACUGGGACUGGAACGGUCUCCUUCCUUACUUCAAGAAGGCUAUGACCCUCAACCCUCCCACCGACGAGCAAGUCGAAAACUACAAGAUCCUCUACGACCAGUCGUACUGGGGUGACGGCGAGAUUCAAGUCUCGUUUAGUGACGGUCCCGCCAGCGAGCAGACCAUGAUCCUCUACGAGGCCAUGUCCAAGGUCGACGGCAUGACCACACCCGUCGACUCCGGCUCCGGUCACGCCGGUCUCUACUGGUACCCCAUGGCCCAGGACAAUGUCAACUACAUGCGCUCCUAUGCCCGCACCGGCCACUGGGACGAUCUGACCCGCGCAAACUACCAGAUGAUCACCGGCUCCAAGGUGUCCAACAUCGUCUUUGGCCACGACAUGACCGCCACUGGCGUCACCUUCCGCACCGGCAGCGAUUCCGCCAUCCUCAUGCUGAGCGGUAUCGGCCCCGCCGACCACCUCGCCGAGGCCGGUAUCGACGCCAAGGUCAACCUGCCCGGUGUCGGCGCCAACUUCCAGGACCACAGCUACAUCCCUUUCAUCGGCUACGCUUGGGGUAUCCCUCCCAACGAUGAGGAGCCCUACUACGGUCCCGGCUCCGGUCCCGGUGCUCACCCCAACCUCGCCGCCAUGAUGGGCCUGCCCGUCAUCACCCCCGACAAGUACCAGGAGAUUGCCGCCAAGUACGCCGCCCAGGGCGCCGCCGACUUCCUCCCCUCCCACUAUACCGCCGAGCAGAUUGAGGGUUACCGCCAGCAGCAGCUCAUCUACGCCGAGCUCAUGGAGUCGGACAACGUCGUCUUCAACGAAAUGAUGCUUUCCGGCCCCGGCGGCUCCGUCCAGAACCUCCACCCUUGCUCCCGCGGCGACAUCCGCCUCAACACCCAGGAUCCCGAGUCCGAGGUCAUGGUCGAGAUUGUCAAGUUUAUGCGCCGCUUCAUGACCACCGGCGACCUCGCCCAAUACGCCGCCGUCGAGUUCCUCCCCGGCCCCGAGGUUGCCACCGACGAGGACCUCCUCGGCUGGGUCAAGGAAAACCUCAUCCCCUCCGUCUUCCAUCCCGUCGGCACCACCGCCAAGAUGCCCCGCAAGUGGGGUGGCGUCGUCGACGAGGACCUCUUCGUCUACGGCACCAAGAAGCUUCGCAUCAUUGACAGCGGUAUCCAGCCCACCCUCAUCGGCGCCACUACCUGCGAGACCGUCUACGCUGUCGCCGAGAAGAUUGCCGAGAAGAUUCUCGCCAAGGCCGGCCACGGUGCUAAGAAGAACUAA
This is a messenger RNA of Parascedosporium putredinis, 1758 nucleotides long. The record is from the annotation of a GenBank genome assembly. Lineage: Eukaryota; Fungi; Ascomycota; Sordariomycetes; Microascales; Microascaceae.